AGGGCAUUUCAGAAAUAUCGUGACUAUGUGAGGUCCUUACUACUGUCUCUACCUUCGAUAUAAGCUUCGAAGCCCGCCAUUUUUGUUGUGUGAUUUGAGAAGCUCAAAGCCUCAGCUUGAACAGAGAGAGAAAGCUUAAAAUCCUUUUGAAAAGAGAGAAAAUACGGUGAAAAUAGAGAAAAAGCUACGAAAGAAGGUGGAAACAGAAGGAAUAUAGACGUUCAGAGGAAGAAAUUGAACCAGAUGAAGCUAAGGAUGAACAAAGCCUGUGAUUUGAGCUCCAUUUCAGUACUUCCACCUCACUCAAGACGCUCAAAUCCUGUCCCAGCUAAUGGUGACUCAUCCAUCUUCAGCAAGGCUCAGGCACCUCAGCUUCGCAAGUCAGUCAUGCAGUCAACUUUGUCACAGUCACAACAGUCAUAUUCACAAGGAAUGCUAUCUCAGCUCUCUCAGAACUCUCAAGAGGAGAUGGCAACAUAUGAACAAAGGUUUAGUUCUCAAGAAAGGGACAAUUCAAUGAAGAGGAUUUCCUGCUUAGCUCCCAUUACUUGCUCUCGGGAUGAAAGUUCGCAGUUAGCAUUAACAAGAUCAUCAUCUAGCAAUAUGUUGUGUGGAUGGAACUCGUCAUCUGUACCUGAUCAUAGAUUUCCAUUGAACGAAGAUCUUGAACCCAAGAUUGGAGCCAUUGAUGUUGCAUUGAACAAGCUGGGGAUGGUUUUAGAUUCUGUUCAGAGUGACGUCAUGCAAGUAAACAAAACAGUAAAGGAAGUUUCACUCGAGAUGGAAGAUAUUAGAAAGAAGCUUAUUGUUCAGGAUAACACGUUGCAUCUCCUGCUCAAGGACCAGGAGGGCAUCAAAUCUUGCCUUGAUGGAAACCUUAAGACUCUUCCUGAUCAAGUUAGAAAGGAAUCUGCCCUCCCCAAGUUAGAGGAGAUGGGGCAUGUGCUUAAAUCAAUACCUGACCAGAUUGAAAUGCAUUUGUCAAAGAUCAGAUUUGAGAUAUGCGCCAACUUCACCAAAGAAAUGCAGGCCAUGAGGGCAAAUACAAAGCCUUCUGAAGAUGAGCUCCCUAUAGCUGAAUACAAUACAUCGUCUAAUAGAAGAAACCUCAGUAUUGAGAGAUACCACAGACCACAACGUGCCAAAACGAGCAAUCAUCCAGCUCCAGCAAAGGUUCACUCAAGAAGCAAACUGAUACCAAAGACAGAGCCAUUCACCUCGAAACAGUUCAAAUCAGAUACAGUUAUAUGCAUUGAUAGAAGACAUCAAUAUGAGAUAAAGAAAGAAGCUCUUCCCACCAGCAAGGAAAGCGAGUUGAGGAUAAUCAUUGAUUCUGACGAGGAGGUGGACGGUGGUCUUAACUGCCUAUUUGGAGAAACAGAAACAGGGAGACCAACAGCAAGCUACUGGAGCUGUUCAAUUGAGGAAGCAAAGGAAGAAACUAGAAGAAUGUUGAGGAAAGCAAGGAUGAGGAAAAGAAAACAUCAAGGACUGCUAUGCUAUAUUGACUGAUGUACGGGUACGUGUUACAUCGAAGCAUAAUAAAUCCAGUGGUCUCGGUGCUCUCAUUUUUUCUUUGAAAAAGUUAUCACACUCUUUAGUGUGGCCUUCUCAUUGUCCUAGCAAAUUUUCUUCGAUGAAUAAUGGGCACACAUACAUGCUUCCCAGAAACGAUUGAAAGUGUCUGUGCAAAUGCGCCGACGACCAAAGUGAAACCAAUAGACAUUCAUGGUUAUAUGUAUGCCCUCAACAUAUUACAGAAGAACAAUUACGAAAUGCAAUGCAUGCAUUUCCCAUCAGGGUGAUAUUGAGAAUUUAAGUGGUGACAAUGUCUCCACGAAAAAUUGUAUCCUGCUACGUUCAUUCCUUUAGUGUGAAGAAUUUCUUCCAUCCCUAUAUGAAGAAUAGAAAUAACAACUGAAGCAAAAUGGUGAUGGACAAAAGCCGGUUUGUAUUCUUUGCUGUUGCUUCCUUCUAUAAAAACAGUGGUUGUUGCAGUUUGAACAGCACUAACAUUGUAUCCACUAAACGCCAUUUCUAUGAGUUAAUACCAACCUUAUGAAGCAAUGGAUAUAACCAUAUG
Molecule: messenger RNA, 2083 nt
Organism: Amborella trichopoda
Lineage: Eukaryota; Viridiplantae; Streptophyta; Magnoliopsida; Amborellales; Amborellaceae
Source: RefSeq, a predicted model, not a curated record